Molecule: messenger RNA, 1629 nt
Organism: Aplysia californica (California sea hare)
Lineage: Eukaryota; Metazoa; Mollusca; Gastropoda; Aplysiida; Aplysiidae
Product: zinc finger BED domain-containing protein 1
Exons: 1
Coding region: 1-1629 (542 amino acids)
Molecular function (GO): protein dimerization activity
Source: RefSeq, a predicted model, not a curated record
AUGACUAUUCCCACUGGCAUGAUUGCGAGCAGUAGUUCUGCCACUAGGUCCCGUGUGAGCACACCAGUAAGGGCACACAAAAGUGCUCACAAUAAAAGGAAAGAUCAGAUUGACACACUUCUUUUGAAAGUGAUAACGUCAGACCUUCAGCCCAGCUGUUCACUUGUAGAAAAUAAAAGCUUCCGAAGUUUAGUGAAAGCUCUUAAUCCACUCUAUGAGUUGCCAAAUCGUGAUCAGUUGUCUGAAAAGUUUUUGCCUAAAACGUAUGAAGCUGUACAACAGGAGGUAAGGCUUUCGCUACAACAUGCAGGGAGAGUUGCUGUUACCACGGAGAGCUGGAUAUCAUGGAGCUCUCAGCAAUACAUGACAGUUACUGCUCAUAUUUUCUCUUCUUCUUGGGAAAAAAAGUCUUUUGUACUCAGCACCACUCAAAUUAGCAAUGACAUGACAGCUGCUGAAAUUGCUGUGAAACUGAAGAACAUUUUUAUUCAAUGGGAAAUUCAUGAGAAAGUUAAUGCUGUCGUAACUGAUAGCUCAUCACUUAUGGCUGAUGCGGUCCGCAACCUGGAAAUACAGCAUGUGCCCUGUUUUGUGCACAUUGUGGACAGAGCAGUAAAAGAGGGUUUGAAAAGUAUAGAUGGUCUCCCAGCAAUUGCAAACAGAGUGAGGGGACUAGUUUCCUAUUUUCAAAACUCAAAUGAUGGCAUGAACAUGUUGAAAGAAAUACAAGGUGACGAUGUUCCUCUGAAAAUGUUGGUGAAAGAUGAGGAAGCCAGAUGGAUGUCAACCGUGCAUAUGUUUCGUUGUUACAUUGAGCAACAUGAAAAAAUUUCAACGGCACUCUGUUUAUUAACAAAGACCGAUGACUGCAUCACUGAGAGUGAAGUUGGUGUUCUGAAAAAAGUAGUGGAAACAUUGGAACCCUUUGAGUUGGCUGCAAAGGAAAUGUGUGUUGAAAAAUAUACCACUCUUUCCACGAUGAUACCAAUGCUAAAACAGUUGCAGGAAUGUUUAGCGGAACUGCCGUAUCAAGAUUUCCCUUUAACCACAGUGUUGUCAACUCAUCUCUGCCGUUUGUCCUUAUCUCUCGAGACCAAUUUUACUGUUGACGCUUCUACCGUGCUGGACCCUCGCUUCAAAUAUUUGCCCUUCAAUGACUACGAGAAAGCUCAGAAUAUAGAAAGGCAUUUGACGUCCAUGCUGAGUGAAAUGUUCCAGUCAACUACAGAAGAUGUUGUGCCUCCGGUCGUGCAAGAACAGCGUUCAGGACAGCAAGCCAAAUCCCUGUGGAACAGGUUUGAUUCCAAAGUGGAUAACUUACUGAAAUCUUCUUCUCCUGCUGCGACUGGCCCAGCCAUAGAGCUGAGACGUUAUUUUGAAAGCAGGCAACCAAGAGUGCAUGAAGUUCACCCGUUUGAAUGGUGGAAAUCGAAUGAAGCUUUGUUCCCGAACCUUGCUAGAAUAGCUCAGCAUUUCCUGGCCAUCCCUGCCACAUCAGUGCCUGCCAACCUCAUUUUCUCAAAAGCUAGCGAAAUCUUUCUGGCAAAGAGAAGCUGUUUGAAUGAAGGUCAUGUUGACAAGAUGAUAUUCUUGAACAAAAACCAUGCGAAAUUUGGUGAGUCAGGUUAG